Molecule: messenger RNA, 852 nt
Organism: Trypanosoma rangeli
Lineage: Eukaryota; Euglenozoa; Kinetoplastea; Trypanosomatida; Trypanosomatidae
Exons: 1
Coding region: 1-852 (283 amino acids)
Source: RefSeq, a predicted model, not a curated record
AUGAGUGACUUCGUCUACGACGUGAGUCUAGGCAGGCAGUCAAACAGCGGCCGAAGCAACAUCAACCUCGACCUGGACUCGCUCAACCACGACCCCGCCACGCUCUUUUCCACAAGCUUCAUGGGCGACCUUGAUGUGGACAGUGAUAGCGCAUUAAUGGAGCGGGCGUUUGGGUCGCUUUCAGUGAAACCCAGCAAGUUGGACCCGGACGCUCUCACAGCACUUGAUGAUGUGCUGCAGACGAACAUAUUGGACGAAGCGGGGGGUAUUGAUUUUCAACACUGCUGCCAGCAAAUUCUGCAAGAGCCGCAACAGGACCAUGAGAGCGAGGGAAACGGGGGGCAGGAGCUUUACCAACUACCUUCCUCCGGCCGGACCGACUCUUUGGGAGGCGUCAGCCCUUUGUAUGAGACAACACCGCGCUCACUCGAUCCAGUAGAUACCAAGUGCAAAUACGCCAUGCCGUCGUUGACACUUUCCACCAACAGUGAAGCCGUGAGGAAGUCCUUAGCAAGUGAGUCACAAGGCCCUGAAGGUAAUGUGUACUCGUCCAUUACAGCAACACCACUGCAGGGGAGAGCAUUGGACUUUCGGAGUUUUUUAUCAAAAAAACAGUUGCCCCCUGCUAUCCUAAAGGAAGCUUCUGUUGGUGUCUUUGUGGGCCAGCUGCCUUCAACGUACUCCGAAGAAGAUGCUGCUGCUCUGCUUCGAGCCAUUGGUGCAGAUGCUGGGGGUGCCGGUUCACGCACGGGACGUGAAAAGCCACAAUCAAAGCCGCACCUGUGCAUUUGUUGUCGUCAACCGCAGUGCAUUGCCAGUGCUUCUUGGCUACUCCAAACGUGUGUUGUGUGA